Messenger RNA from Symbiodinium sp. CCMP2592, 1224 nucleotides. The record is from the annotation of a GenBank genome assembly. NCBI's taxonomy places the organism in Eukaryota, Dinophyceae, Suessiales, Symbiodiniaceae.
AUGUGCGCAAACAGGCUGCGAUUCUGGUGUCCUUGCUUUCUUCGAAGAGGUACUUUAUUCGUGCGUCAGGUACUUCAGGAUGGCUACAAGCUAAGCCCGCUCGAUGCCUACACUUGCCCCAAGGAGGGAUCUUUGGACGAGGUUCGAGAGCAUGUCCGCAGCCUGCCUUUCGACGAGGAUCCGCAGGUCUUUGGACUGCAUCCAAAUGCGCAGAUCACGGCGCAGACAGAGGAAGCGCGGAAGUUCCUUGGCAUCAUCCUCUCUGUUCAGCCCCGCAUCGCGGCUGCGGGUGGCGGAAAGCGCCCUGAGGAGCUCGUGGCGGAGAUGGCCGAGGCAUUUCUUGGGCGAGUGCCAUCAACCAUGCUCCGGAAGCAUGCACACCCGGAAACGUACAAAAAGACAGCUGAUGGUGGCAUCGUGUCUUUGGGUGUCUUUCACGGGCAGGAGAUGGACCGCUUCAAUGUGCUGAUCAAUCGUGUGCAGAGCACUCUGGUGACUUUGGGCAAGGCCAUCAAAGGCUUCGUGGUCAUGUCUGCGCAGUUGGAGGACAUGUACAAUUGUUUCUUGUCCCAGCAGCUGCCACCACUUUGGGGCGAGGUCUCGUACCCCUGCCUGAAGCCUUUGAAUGCCUGGUUCUCCGACUUCGAGGAACGAAUUGAAUUUAUGGCACGAUGGCUGAAGAUGGGACCUCCCUCAAGCUACUGGGUUCCGUGCUUCUACUUCCCGCAGGGCUUCAUGACCUGCUCCAAGCAGGUACACGCGCGAAAGACGAAGAUUCCGAUCGAUGCUCUGGUCUUCUGGCAGGAGAUGACGACGUGCACGGAGCCCCGCCUGGCCGAUCCACCGGCAGAUGGGGUGAACGUGCAUGGACUCUUCCUGCAGGGAGCCGGCUGGGACGUUCCAUCAAAGAAGAUGGUGGAGUCUGAGAAGGCGGUGCUCUUCAAGGAGCUCCCGGUGAUCUGGGUGCAAGUGGUUGAGGAGGCUACCUUCCAGAAGGUUUCCACAGAACCUGGCAGGUACACCUGUCCCCUCUACAAGACCUCACUUCGCAAGGGAACUCUGGCGACUACAGGUCACUCCACCAACUUCGUUUGCUAUUUCCGGCUGCCAAGUAAUGAGGAGGAUCAGGGCCACUGGGUUCGCCGCGGUGUGGCUCUUCUUUGUGCCUCAACUCCAGUUACGACAUUCGCUGUCGUUGGAUCAGGGGACAAGGGAUGCUCAUGA